AUGGCUUCAAAGAGUCUUCACAACAACCCUGAUGAUGAUGAAGAUAAGCUGACCUGGAAAGAUCGCUUCCCAGGUUACCUGAUAAAUGUUGUCUCCAUCUUGUUCAUGAUUGCCCUGACCUUCUCCAUUGUCUUUGCGGUCAUUGUGUAUCGUAUCACAACUGCAGCUGCUCUGUCUCUCAACAAGGACACACGCUCCAAUGUCCGGGUGACAGUGACAGCGACGGCGGUCAUCAUCAACCUUGUGGUCAUCCUCAUCCUGGAUGAGAUCUACGGUGCAGUGGCCAAGUGGCUCACCGAAAUCGAGGUUCCAAAAACAGAACAGACUUUUGAAGAACGCCUGAUACUGAAAGCUUUCUUGCUAAAGUUUGUCAAUGCCUACUCGCCCAUCUUCUAUGUGGCCUUUUUCAAAGGGAGGUUUGUGGGCCGACCUGGAAGCUAUGUUUAUGUGUUCAAUGGUUAUCGCAUGGAAGAGUGUGCUCCUGGGGGCUGCCUCAUGGAGCUCUGCAUUCAGCUUAGCAUCAUCAUGUUGGGGAAGCAGCUGAUCCAGAACAAUAUCUUUGAGAUUGGAGUACCGAAGCUAAAGAAACUAUUUCGGAAGCUGAAAGAUGAAACAGAACCUGGGGAAACUGACUCUGCCCAUUCAAGGCAUCCAGAGCAGUGGGACCUAGACUACAGCUUGGAACCAUACACUGGACUGACUCCAGAGUACAUGGAAAUGAUCAUCCAGUUUGGCUUUGUUACCCUCUUUGUGGCCUCCUUUCCUCUGGCACCUGUGUUUGCCCUCCUCAACAAUGUCAUUGAAGUGCGGCUGGAUGCAAAGAAGUUUGUCACGGAGCUGAGACGGCCAGAUGCUGUGAGAACCAAAGAUAUCGGGAUUUGGUUUGACAUUCUCUCCGGAAUCGGCAAGUUCUCCGUUAUCAGCAAUGCUUUUGUCAUUGCCAUCACCUCCGACUUUAUCCCCCGCCUUGUGUACCAGUACUCCUAUAGUCACAAUGGGACUCUGCAUGGCUUUGUCAACCACACCCUCUCCUUUUUCAACGUCAGUCAGCUGAAGGAAGGAACACAACCUGAAAACUCACAGUUUGACCAGGAUGUUCAGUUCUGCAGGUUUAAGGAUUACCGAGAGCCGCCGUGGGCCCCAAACCCAUAUGAGUAUUCCAAACAGUACUGGUCUGUUCUGUCUGCCCGUCUGGCUUUUGUCAUAAUCUUCCAGAACCUUGUGAUGUUCCUGAGCGUCCUCGUGGACUGGAUGAUCCCAGAUAUCCCCACGGACAUCAGCGACCAGAUCAAGAAAGAGAAGAGCUUGUUGGUGGACUUCUUCCUGAAGGAGGAGCAUGAGAAGCUUAAGCUGAUGGAUGAGCCAUCCCCCAGCAGCCAGGGAGGAGGCCAUCAGAGCAGGAGGAGCCGGGCAGCCAGCUCAGCACCCUCUAGCCAGAGACAGCCAGGCAGCAUCGCAUCCUCUGGUUCUCAGCACACCAGCGUGUGAGCGAGCCAGCCCCACUGCCAAGGGGGUGCUGCGGCAGUGAGAGACCAUUCACAAGCAUGUCUGUGCUUCUGCACAGUGUGGUGUCUGUCAUCUGCCGGGAUAUGGCAUGAGGGGGUCUUGAAAUGGGUGUGUGUGAAGAGAGAAUGAGCUCAGAAAGGAAGAGAAAUGAUGCUGCUCCUUAGAAACUUCAAAAUUAAGUUUAUUUUACCUUAGUCUUUGUGGGAUUGGUACCAUUUGGAGUUUCUCUAUCCCAGAAUUCCCAGGCACUGAAACCAAGGGUACUUAUGACUUGGAUUAAAUUAGCUUUAAGUCCUAGCUCUAGACAUCAUAUCCUUCUUUCUAUAUAUACAUAUCCCUCAGAGACUUAACCUUUCCCUCCAUAAUCAGCAGCCCCCAAGGCAGGAGAAGACAGUAGCUCAGACCUGACAAAUGGUCACAGGAUCUAGGUCUCUGUCAGGAUAAAGAUCACAUCUUCACCUAAGUUAGGUUUCAGUUUCUGAGCCCUAAGUUGGAACAACCCCCUGGCUACUUUCCCAUGAAACUGGACAGAGGGACACCAGAAAAGACCUCAGAACUGUCCUCAAGACCUGAAGAAAUGAUUCAUUACACUCACCUCACCUCCAACCAAUCAACUCCCCACACAACCCUGAACCCCUAACCCAUAGUGUCUUCUGAUUUUGCUCUAUAUAAUCUGUAACCUAUACUCUAUUGGAGAGUUGUGUUUUUUUUUAGAGCUCUUUCAUACACCUCCAUUUGGCCAAUUCAAUAUUAAACUAUUUUUUUCUUUCUAUACUGCAAACCCCUGUUCAUGCAUUUCAUUGGACCAGUGUGUAUAGGCGGGCAGAUUCCAGGAAAAACAUCAGGGUUCCAGUAACAGCACCAUAAGCCUUCCCUAUGUUUCCUCAGGUCCCCCCUCAUUUCAGAUGGCUGCAGGCCAUGACAGAAGUGUAGUCAGGGCCCUGUUGUAGCAUCCAUCAUAAGUGAUCAUCCCCCUGCUUCCCACCAUCACCCUGAGAAAAUUCUGAGUACUUACAGCCCAGGCUGUCAUAGUCUUGGUGGAUGCAAAUUAAGUGACAGGGCUGAUUAUUACUGUGGCCACUGGACCUGAUGGGGAGUUGCAAAGUUUCGAACCUGGGCUUGUCUUCAGUUCAUGUCACAGGGGUGCUUUGAGCUGAA
Myotis myotis is the source of this 2664-nucleotide messenger RNA. Its product is annotated as anoctamin-2. The coding region runs from base 1 to 1488 and encodes 495 amino acids. NCBI's taxonomy places the organism in Eukaryota, Metazoa, Chordata, Mammalia, Chiroptera, Vespertilionidae. Gene Ontology annotation, cellular component: plasma membrane. Gene Ontology annotation, molecular function: chloride channel activity. The record is from RefSeq and is a predicted model, not a curated record. The transcript has 12 exons. Gene Ontology annotation, biological process: chloride transmembrane transport.